Messenger RNA from Thamnophis elegans (Western terrestrial garter snake), 5224 nucleotides. RefSeq names its product ephrin A5 (gene EFNA5). Gene Ontology annotation, cellular component: plasma membrane; external side of plasma membrane. Lineage: Eukaryota; Metazoa; Chordata; Lepidosauria; Squamata; Natricidae. Gene Ontology annotation, biological process: axon guidance; ephrin receptor signaling pathway; regulation of actin cytoskeleton organization. The transcript is spliced from 5 exons. The record is from RefSeq and is a predicted model, not a curated record. Gene Ontology annotation, molecular function: ephrin receptor binding. Bases 344 to 1030 code for a protein of 228 amino acids.
UCCCGCCUUCUCCUUCGCCGCCUGCUGCUGCAGUUGCCCGUCUCGUCGCUCAACUCCCCCUAUCGGGCCACUCAGGUUCCCUACUAAGGAUCUCUCCUCGGGACCGGCUUUUUUUCGGCGGGGAUCUCCUCAAGCCGCCUCGUUUCCCUUGUACUUUUCUCUUUGUGUGUGUCCUGUGACUUUCUGUGGUUCGUCCUUCCUCCUUUUCUUUUUCUUUCCUCCUCCUCCGCUUCUCUCGGUGUUUUCCUUUGUUCUUGUCCUUGUUUUUUUUUUUUUUGAAAAGACGCACACGCGCUCGCAGCUCCUCUGUCUACCACUUCGCCGUGUCUUGUGGCGGGGAGUGAUGUUCCACGUGGAGAUGUUGACGCUGGUCUUUCUGCUGCUCUGGACGUGCGUCUUCAGCCAAGAUCCCAGCUCCAAGACGGUGGCCGAUCGCUAUGCCGUCUACUGGAACAGCACCAAUCCCAGAUUCCAGCGAGGGGAUUAUCAUAUUGAUGUCUGCAUCAAUGACUAUUUGGAUGUAUUCUGUCCUCAUUAUGAGGAUUCGGUGCCAGAAGAUAAAACUGAACGGUAUAUACUUUACAUGGUGAACUUUGAUGGCUACAGCUCCUGUGAUCAUACCUCCAAAGGAUUCAAGAGAUGGGAGUGCAACCGGCCUCAUUCUCCCAAUGGACCAUUGAAGUUCUCAGAAAAAUUCCAACUCUUCACUCCCUUCUCAUUAGGAUUUGAAUUCAGGCCAGGCCGGGAAUAUUUCUACAUCUCAUCUGCAAUCCCUGAUAAUGGAAGAAGAGCCUGUUUAAAGCUGAAAGUCUUUGUAAGGCCUGCAAACAACUGUAUGAAAACUAUAGGUGUUCAUGAUCGUGUUUUCGAUGUUAACGACAAAGUAGAAAAUUCAUUAGAACCAGCAGAUGAUACGGUACAUGAAUCCGCUGAGCCAUCCCGUGGUGAGAAUGCAGCUCAGACCUUAAGGAUAUCCAGUCAGCCUUUUACAACUCUACUGUUCCUUCUAGCAAUGCUUUUGACGUUAUAGCACAUAUUCCAGCAAGCUGCCACAGUCAACUUAAGGAUCUUGGAACAUCAAAGAUCCACUUAACUGCUCAUCCCAGCAACGGGACUUUGUAUUGGUUUGAAGAUGUUGGUUUGUUCUCCUUCCCCCGUCUUCUCCCUUUCUCUCCUCUGCAACCUGAACUUUGAGCAAAAAUUGAAGAGGAAUAACUAGACCUCUUCCUACUCCCAAGCUUUUCCCUGGCUUUCCUUGAUCCCUUCUAAAAUAAAUGGACUCCAAAUGAAAACGCCAAAUUUCAAUAUUGACACUAGUGAUUCUUACGUUCCUCUGCAGCCUCUCUUUAAGAUACUGCCCGGUUAAUUCACUGGGUCAUCCAUAUGUGGAGAAGGAAGAAUAAUAGGAGAUGCAGUUAGUUGAAGAAUAAGGAAGUUAUUUGAAAAAAAAACAAGAGAAGUUUUUUACUCUUUUCAAUAAAAUAUUUAUUUCUCCUUGUUCAGCACUGUAAGACGAUCAUGCAAUGCACUGUGUCACCAUGUCAGGACUGGAGGGAAGAUAUUAAGAAUAGAUAUAUCUCAGUGAACAGGCUCCUCAAAGAAAAGAGAUAUUAUUUGUAUGCAACUGCCUUGAAAGGUCCUUGACUGUAGAAGUUAUGCUCCAUAACAGAAACUCUGUCAUAGGGGAUAAAAAAGUGACUACUGACAUGCAAGGUCAGGUUUAGGAAACUAUGUCGGAGUGAUAGUGCCUCUGUUAUCGCUCUAGGUGGAUAGUGCACACCAGAUUACUUUUGACUUAGAUAUCAUGGUGCUACAACAAUUUUUGUUCAAAUGCAAAAAGGCAUUUCUGCACUUCUAAAAUAUCUUUUCUGUGUGAAUAAAGUGACCUUUCCCAAGGCUGGCUUAGUAGCCAGUAGCCUUGGAUCUAGCUCUGGAUGAUGAUACAUACCAUGUUGAUAACAUCUCAGGGUGGAGCAAACCUGGUGAGUGAUAUAGAAUCCCCAGUGUCAUGGAUAAUUCUGCCUCCUUGAAAGUUUGGCAACUCUUGGAGUAAAAUGCUGCCAGAAAGGAACCAGGACAUUUGUCAUAGAGGGUGGAGGGGAGUUCUGCAUGGGAAGAACAGAGAACAGGAAGAUUGCUUUGAACUGUGGGGUGAAAGUUGAGGGAUUGAUCUCAUCUCUCUUCUUUUCCAACACAGUUGAAAAUUAGUGUAAAUGUCUUCAUUGGCAGGAGAUAUAAACUAGACAGACUCCCAAAGACUUUUAACUAUUUUGUUGCUUUUAAAAAUCCACUAGAAUAGAAAAUACAUUAUCUAGAUAUACCUUAUGCUGAAAAUAAUUAUAUAUGCUUGUCCUAUUUAAAGAUGAUAAAAUGUGGUAAUUUGUGACAGGAUUAUGGGGUGCUGAUUGGUUGAAAUCGGGGAUGAAUCCUUAGGCAGCUGUGAUAUAGCCUCAUAAAAUAUUUACCAGGAAAUGCCUUCUUUAUAGUAUUCCAUUAACUUAGGCAGACCAAAUUUAGAUUUACUAAAUAAGAGAGAUCAUGAAAGCUACUUAGCAAACUUAGUUUUCUCUCAAAAUUAGUGGAAAAAAACUUUUUAAAAAAUGAGGUUAGGCUUCACUGAAUUUUCACAAGAUAGCAAAGAAAGAGUUUAAUACUAAAUCAUAAUGCAAAUGGACAACAUUUUGAAAAUGCCUUUUUGUAUUAUGAAAAGAAAGCAAUUUUUUUCUUUUAAAAAAGUUGCAGUAUUUCAGGAUUCAAAAAUAGCAUAAAUAAAAUGGUAAAUAUAAGGCACUCUGGGCUUGCCUGAUACCACAAAGUCUGGGCUGUAUUUGAAAGCACAGAGAUGUCUGAUAUAGCACACAAAUUAAAAAAAAUAGUUUCAUAAUCAACACAGAGGAAUGGCACUGCUUUCCUCAGAGUGCAAUCAAUCAGUCUCCUCUCUUCAACGUGUAUUUUUGGUGCAUACGUAGGAAGGGAUGACCUUGAAAAUAGUGAUCAAGGCAAAGACAGUGUUGCACAUGAAUUAAGAUCCUACAAGUGUAACCUACCAAUUGCAAAUAUGAGUCGCACUGUUUGUUGUCCUAACAAUGGCUAUAGCUAUUUUUUCAUCAUUUAUCUACCAAUAAUAAAAGGCUGGACUCACUUGCCUCAAUAGCACGCUUUCUAAACCACAGAUUGUCACCACAGUGAAUUCAAACUUUUGCUUUGCCACAGCGCCACUGCUAAUCUAAUGAAUAAAAGCAACACUGUAAUUACAGUUCAGAUGCUAAUUGCUACACUGCCUCAAAUGCAGAUUUGUCGGCAGUAGGUUUACAGGACCUUCGGAUAUUUGAUGGCAUCAGGCAAUCUUAUUAAGCAAGAAAUGGCCAUGUUCACAGGACAUAGUGAGACAUAAGACUUGAUUAGUAUAAAUACUUCUGAACAGCACCGAUACUAAACCAUCCAUUUGUAUGUUCCAUCUGAAAGCAAAUCAUAGCUCCUUAUCAAUGAAAUUAGCCAUAAGCAAGCCAUAGUUUUAUUCUAUGGUAUGUGCAGGCCAUGAAUUGUAUCUCCUUGGAACUGAUAUUUAACAAGGUUUGCUGCUCAUGCAGGAACACUGAUGCUAACCAAGCCUUAUGGUGCAUUCAUGCAAAUGUGGCCAGUGCCUGAAAUUUUUUUAAUCUCUCCCACUUGGGUAUGUGUGUGUGUGCGUGUUGUCCUGACGUCUUCAAAAAGAUGCCAGUAUGUACGUUUAUAAUAGCCCCUGUUCUCAAGCAUGAAAUAUGAGAUACAACAUUUGGUCCCCCUCAAUUCAGACAGUCUGCCCUGUGCCAUCCAGUCCGAGUUUGCUGAGGGCUUUGCAAAAGGUAGCAGGGAAAUAAGGAUUGAUCUGUGUGGUGGAUACUGUGUAUCCUUUAAUAGACAACAAGGUAACAUUUUGUGUUAGUUUAGAAAUAUUGUUUUGUACUGUACUUUCUCAGCUGGCGAAGGAAAGACAAGUUAAGACAAAAAAAUGCUAUGUUCUUUAAAUUCUGUAUUAUUAGCAGCCUCUGUUGUACAUAGUGUUUGAUAAUAAAGUAUUAAUUUGAUUAUUAUGUCUUUUGUAAGUGAGAAGAAAAUAGAUUUUCGUGAUAUUAAAAUUUAAAUAAACAAUUCACCUUCUGAAUAUAUCCCCCCUCCCCCAAAUCCAUCAUGGCUAUUGAAGAUGUAGCCAUCACAGGUCACUCCCCAUACAGGAUUCACUCAUGAAAGCCAUUCAGCCACUCUCAAGAUUUCACAAUGGCAGGACUUGGAAUAUUGUGGCAUCUGAUUAUCGAUGUUUUGUCUGUGGAGUUAAUGGUCUAUUGUUGGAAGCCCAUGGUAUUUUUCUUUGAGUGCUAAGUUUUCAUUAGCAUGUGGAUUCACAACAGCUUGGAUUUUAUUCUUCUUUUAUUGUGAGAACAUUUUUUUCUCUUUCCAGUUGUUUAAUCCUUUUUCAUUUUCAUGGGUGAUUGUUUCAAAAAGGGGCCUUCCCAGCAACAUAUGUGAUAAUGUACAGUGACUUGAUUCCUCACCCCAUUGAACACCAAAUGUAGCAGGGGUUAUAUGUAAAUAAUUUUCUUUCCUGUAUAACCAUUGGAGGAGAGAAAUAAUAGCUACCAAGGGAAUAUGUGUGUUUGGAGUUUUUUCACAUAUUUUAUGAAAGCAGUGGCUGAAUCAAUUUUUGAAAAUUUUGAAAAAUAACCCUUUUCCAUUUUUUCCAUAAGUCCAGUUAUGUAAUUUUAAUAAUCUUCUUUCCAUCUACUGUACAUCAGAUUCCUCUUUUUCUUCCCUGCUACCAAGUCCCCUUAAGUUCUCAUUAAAAGUGGAGCAGUGAAUAGGCUAUUUCUAUUUCUAACUUGCAGUGCCCUACUUUUGCCAUGCCUUCACCCAUGUUUUUCAUAUUUGAGACUAAUCUCCCUGCCAAAAUCUUACUGCCAUUUUCUGAACAGUUUAAUAGAUGCUGGCAUAGUGGAGGUUGCCCAUGAGCCUACAGAAUCUGCUUUCCAUGGUUACCCUUGAUGGCCUAAAGAAGCCACUGAUUGUGUCCUGGGUAUGAAAGUCCAACUCAGUGUGGUCCUGUCCUUGUACUGCCCUGCUUUGCAGUUUCUUUGCACUUAUUUAUUGAGUGCUGUUUUUAAAAUGCUUACAUUAUAUGAAUUUAACAAAAAGUGUUAAAAAAACAAACCCAUAAAAUCUGUAUUUGUAUAUACACGUGUCCGUACAA